AUGAUGCACAACAACAUAUUGAACCCAGAUAUAGAACUGAUAAUAUCCGACUCCGCAUGCAAACAGGCACGCAGCGAGAUCACACAGCCGUACGACUAUCUUCUGAGAAUACCUGGAAACAACAAGAACAUCCGUUACAAGUUCCUCAUAGCAUUCAACGAGAAGUUCUUCCACAUAGAACACGAGGAAAUUCUAUACGAAAUCGGAGACAUCAUUGGGAUCUUUCAUAAUGCGUCCCUUCUCAUUGACGAUAUAGAAGACGACUCGACUCUUCGACGAGGCCAACCUUGUGCCCACAUCAAAUUUGGCACGCCUUCGACAAUCAAUUGUGGGAACUACAUGUAUUUCAUUGCUCUCAGGAAAGGCAUGGAUGUGUUGCCGCGACUCUGGACACUGUUGCCAUCGUCUGAUACCCUGAAGUUGUCAGGGGUGAAAGAGAAAACGAUGAAGAUACUUGUGGAUGAGAUGUUGAAUUUGCACCAGGGCCAGGGCCUAGAUAUAUAUUGGCGUGACAAUCUUCGUGAAGUUAUGCAUAAUGGUCUUCCGUCAAUCGCGGAGUAUCUACAAAUGAUCAUGAACAAGACAGGCGGAUUGUUCCGACUCUCUGUGAAAUUACUUGGACUCUUUGCAAACGAUACUUCAAAUUGGGAUUCUGACUCGUUAGUGAGAUUGGCGAACUUGCUAGGUAUAAUCUAUCAGAUCCGUGAUGAUUACCUCAAUCUUGCAGACGUCAGAUACUCUGAGAUGAAGGGCUUCGCUGGAGAAGAUCUUAUUGAAGGAAAGCUAUCAUUACCGGUUCUCCACUCACUACUCAAUAGUAAAGGUGAUACGACUCCUUUGCAUCACGUUCUAUUCGAGCUUGAUUCUCCAGAGAAGCGCAGAAAUGAUUUGCAGUCUAUUAAGCUGGCUAUAGACUAUCUUCAAGCAGGACCCUCGUUAAACUACACAUAUGAAACAUUGCAGGAUUAUAUCAGGAGGGCCAAGCACUUGAUUCUUGAGUACCCGCAUCCCUCCGACCUACUCCUCAGAGUUGUUGAGGGCCUAGGAGCUGUUGUAGAGCCAAACCAUUGA
This is a messenger RNA of Australozyma saopauloensis, 1071 nucleotides long. It is a transcript of the gene BTS1, whose product is annotated as farnesyltranstransferase. The record is from RefSeq and is a predicted model, not a curated record. Lineage: Eukaryota; Fungi; Ascomycota; Pichiomycetes; Serinales; Metschnikowiaceae. Bases 1 to 1071 code for a protein of 356 amino acids. The transcript has a single exon. Gene Ontology annotation, biological process: isoprenoid biosynthetic process. Gene Ontology annotation, molecular function: prenyltransferase activity.